AUGGAAAGCUACAUUGCUAAUAUAGUGAAGAAAGUCAUCAGUCUCAUUUACCUUAUCAAAAGAGCUUUUAAAGACCAUUUCGAAGAUAUGAUCCUCAAACUGUACACAACUUAUUUACUUCAAGCAAGUUAUUCAUUCUACACUUGGCCCUCAGCACCAGUUCUUGCUUGGUUUAUUUGGGAAAACCGACAAGAAUUUUACGGGAAAAAGGUACUGGAACUGGGAUCCGGCACCGCCUUACCUGGAAUAUUAGCCGCAAAGUGCGGAGCAGACGUUACUCUAACCGAAUCGGCCACCUUACCUAAAUCGCUAUCGCACACUCGCCGAAGUUGUCAGGUCAAUAAUUUAACAAUCAAUAAGCAUAUACGCGUCAUAGGACUAUCUUGGGGCUUGUUUUUGAGUAAUUUGGACUUGUUAGGACCAGUUGAUUACGUAAUUGGAUCCGAUUGCUUCUUCGAACCAUCCACUUUUGAGGAUAUAUUAGUCACGGUAGCUUAUCUGCUCGAUAAUAAUAUCAACGCAAAGUUUUUCUGUACUUAUCAAGAAAGGAGUUCCGAUUGGUCGAUAGAGCACCUGCUGCUAAAGUGGGAUUUAGAGUGUAUCGUACACAGCAUAAAUAAUCUGGGAAACAGUGUUGGAUUGAACAUUCACGAUCUCAUCGGCGAUCACAGCGUCCAUUUGCUAGAAAUCUCGCGGAAAUCGUGAUGGCAGCGAAUGCGGUUCGCGAAAUAUACAAAUUGUUCGUGAACAACAUUCCUUGGACAGUAGGCCACGGGGAAUUGAAGACAUAUUUCAGUAAGUUCGGCCACGUGCACCAGGCGUCGGUAGUUUUCGAUCGAAAAACCGGACUAUCGAAGAAUUUCGGAUUCGUUACAUUCAGCAACCGCGAAGGUCUUGAAAACGCCACCAAGCAGCAAGUCCAUAAACUAGAGGGCAAUACAAUACGGUUACAACCGUCGAAUUAAUCAUGGCGGAUUCGGUAGAUAAUUUUAGCGAUUUAAAAGAGUUAGGAAUAGACAUUAAUGAAUGUAAUGAUAGUUUGAGCGUUUCUUUUACGAAAGCAGCGAACCGUUUACAAAAAAUUCUACCUAAUGUCGAUAAUCAGAUGUUGCUUACGCUAUACGGUUACUACAAACAAGGAAUGGAAGGAAGUUGUAAUAUCCCCAAACCAAGCUGGUACGACUAUAAAGCUAAGUCCAAAUGGGAAUCCUGGAAUAAAUUGGGCGACAUGUCCCGAAAGGAAGCUAAACAACGCUAUAUAGAUGCUCUAAAAGUAGUUGAUCCUUCAUUUGACAGCGCACCCGAUGAUAAACCGGCAGAGCAAUGGGCAAAAGUCUCAUCGAUGGUCGAUCAAGAUGAUGCAACGACUGCGUUAACAAUUGUCGAUCACAUAAGAGAUGGCAGAGUUAACGAAAUUAAAAAGUUCGUCAAAUUAAAGUCACCAAACGCCGUAUACGAUGACCUACCUCUGAUACAUUGGGCGGCCGACAGUGGCAACGUAGUCGUGCUGAAGGAAUUGAUCGAAUUGGGGGCAAAUUUCGAUUUGUUGGACAGCGACGGACAGACAGCUUUGCAUUAUUCCGCGAGCUGCGGACACGCGGAUUGCGUUAAGUUUUUGGUGCAAAGAGGUGCUAGGAAAGAUAUAGCAGAUAGUGAUGGUAAUAUACCUUCUGAUGUUGCUGCCGAUGACAAUAUUAAACGUUUGUUGAAGUAAGCUGUAAUGCCGUUUGUAAUUUUUACGAAAAUAUAGAAUUUAUUUGGAA
Molecule: messenger RNA, 1763 nt
Organism: Psylliodes chrysocephalus
Lineage: Eukaryota; Metazoa; Arthropoda; Insecta; Coleoptera; Chrysomelidae
Source: the annotation of a GenBank genome assembly